Messenger RNA from Coccidioides immitis RS, 2447 nucleotides. RefSeq lists its product as uncharacterized. The record is from RefSeq and is a predicted model, not a curated record. The coding region runs from base 94 to 1446 and encodes 450 amino acids. Gene Ontology annotation, biological process: regulation of transcription by RNA polymerase II. Gene Ontology annotation, cellular component: mediator complex. Gene Ontology annotation, molecular function: transcription coregulator activity. NCBI's taxonomy places the organism in Eukaryota, Fungi, Ascomycota, Eurotiomycetes, Onygenales, Onygenaceae. The transcript has 3 exons.
CGGGAUCAUCGUCGGCUCUCUGGAUCUCAGCACCGUGGGAUUGAUUGAGAACUCUGACGGCCUUCCUCGUCUCUGGGACACACUGAUCUUCUCAUGUUGCGGCGCGUGAGUUCAGCAUCAGUCCCCCAGUCGCCACUUUUGGAACCUCAGAAAUCCCAGUGGCACCAUCGCCUACCACACUCAACCCCGACCGCUCAUCUUGACGAUCGAGCCGCUCACGUCCGUUUCCCUUCUCCAUUUAUGACCGCCACCCCUCAGAGCUAUGCAUCGAGCUUCUCAACGACACAGUCGACGUCACCCGCCCAGAGCGCAUCUCAGUCGGCUCCAGACUCUUCAUCCCCUCCCUCCUCACUCGCAAUGUCUGCGCAGCCUGCCCAGCAGCUCACCGUGACUAACGCCUUCCCCACUCCCGCCAGCAGCGUGAGCGGCGUUGCGAAGGAAUCCCAGGAUCCAUCCGAGAAGGCGGCUCGCGCUUUGAUGGAGACAGCUGAAGGCGCGCCGGGUUUCACCGAUAUUGACAAUGGCAUCCUCCAGAACCAACAAAGCCCACAGAACCAGCAAGGAACCAUCGCAGGACUGAUUCCCCAAGAGGACGCAAUGGACAUAGACCGCAAAGAUGAUCUCUCAGAGGACCCCAAAAUUGCCGCUCUCCAACAGGAUAUCGGGCAGGCGUUUCACACUUGUAAAUCCUCCUACUCGAUAUCUGGACCAAGCCCUCGCUUUGACCUCAUUUCUCUUUACGGACUUGGUCCAGUGGCCGCCUCCGUUGCUCGAACGGAUCCGGUCACAGGCGAAAAGAUUAACAGGCUGAGGAAAUCCUACGAAGGGAAGAUCAAGGGGCUGGGACUCUCGGGAAGGAAUAAAGCGGUUAAGCGCGAACCCGGAGCGCCCGGUGGAUUAAGGCAGCUGACAAUGUGGCCUGAAGAAGAGUGGCAGAACCAAAAAGUAAUCGGGAAAGAUAUCAGAGUUGCUGAACCAGAUUCUGCACUACACAAGUUGCAUAUGAGGGCUAUGAAAUUCGAGCCUGGGCCUGUGCCGAACAACGACUAUUGGGAGGAUGUCCUAGGCCACGAGAAGCCACCCAAGCAAGGUGCCGCAGCUGUUCAGCCGAAGAAAGCAGCGGACACUGUUGGUGGUGCUGUUCGACAGAGUACCCAAGCUAACGGCACACCAAUAUCGACGCCCGCCCCACCCGUUGAGUCGGGUCGACCGAAACGUGCGGGCAAGAAGAGAAGCUAUAAUGAUAGCAGUUUCGUUGGGUACGGAGAAGGCUUCCCAGACGAUGACCUAGAUAUGGAUGGUGGCUUUUAUUCAAACAGUGAAGAAGGGGCUAGGGGUUCGGCCAAAAAGAAACGAAAAAAGGAUCAUGUUCCGGUUGUUCCGCCCUCACUGACGGAGCGGAAAGGCAGUUAUGGCGUCGGAAUGUUUGGCGUUGGCACACGAUGACGCAUGCUACGAUGAAUGAGACAAAAUUUGAAUGGACACCGGCAAAGCGUUUGCCAGCGCGCAUUACGAAAAUGUUUCCGCGACGAAGAGUGGGGAGUUGCUCUCUCUGCAGCCCCAAGUAUGAUAGUUUAUUGCUUCGCAAGCAUCCAUUACGGGAUCGACGAUUUAGGACCUCCGUUGGACAGACUUUCGAUUUCGACUUCGACUUCACUGUACACAAUUACGUGUUUUUCUAUUGCUUUGAUUAUUAUUCCGUCACUGGGGCAAAUUUGCAUAAUGGCGUAGGAUAUACCCGCCUCGGUCCAAAAAUGGCGUUAAGACGACGAUUGGGUUUUUGAUUUUCUCUGGGAGGAUUUCUGGUCUGGCUGGGAGUGGGUGUCAUUAUUACAAGGGAUUUUCUGAUUGUUUUGCUUUUGCCCUGCCCUAAGUGGCCCCUAUGUCUCGUUCUUACCGGGUGGGCCUUGGUGAAUCCAUAUGGAAUUCAAGGUAAUAACUACCCUUUCCCCCUCGAAAUUUAGCUUGUUUCUAUUGCGAUUUGAGUCACAUUUCUCAGGCUACUACUUUGCUGCUUUGCUGAUGGUGUCUCCCCCGCGAUAUACGUGGGCCAUGAAAGAAAGAUGAAGUAGUUUUGCUUUUUUGUUUUGUUUCUGAAGUUGGGCUUGUGUUGGGUGUGAAGAGAGCCAUGGUCGUCUAUGUCUUUUCUCCUUUCUAUGCACGGAUGGUUCGUUCCACUGCUGCUCAUAAUUCACUGCAUGGAAAUGGACAAGCCGCCCUCCUUGUCAGAAGAAAGGCAAGUAUCUUCUCCACCACGACAAGACCCUGUUUCAACAUCCCCAGAUGAGAACGACGGUUCGAUGGGAAUAUGCCAGUUUAAUAGCUCCCUUAACAGGUUGCACACUCGAGAUGGAAGAUUGCUAUUAUACACCUUUUCCCAUCUCCGGCUGUCUCUUUCUUUAAUGAUACCUGAUGUGUAUGCAUGUACAUAUAUGGCCUCUAGAGAG